Messenger RNA from Syngnathus acus (greater pipefish), 3025 nucleotides. RefSeq names its product glypican-5-like. The coding region runs from base 278 to 2053 and encodes 591 amino acids. Gene Ontology annotation, biological process: regulation of protein localization to membrane; cell migration; positive regulation of canonical Wnt signaling pathway. The transcript is spliced from 8 exons. NCBI's taxonomy places the organism in Eukaryota, Metazoa, Chordata, Actinopteri, Syngnathiformes, Syngnathidae. Gene Ontology annotation, cellular component: plasma membrane; cell surface; extracellular region. The record is from RefSeq and is a predicted model, not a curated record.
CAGACAGACAGUCAGACACAUACAUAGCCAGCAAGCCAGCCAGCAGCACUCCUCCCGUGUCACGGCGCAGACUGCACACCUCUCCCGACCAAUAAUGUGAGCAAAACAUCAGUCUGGAUCAGAUGUUUAAAAACUCCUCGUCGCUUCUUUUCGGACUCUACACACACGCACGCGCGCGCGCACACGCACGCACGCACUCCCUGCAGAACUCCAUCCAUCCAUCCAGCAGGCAGGCAGGCAGGCAGGCAGGCUCUCCGGUCCGGUGUGACAUGCGGCAAUGUCCCGUGCAGGAAUAUGCCCACGCGUGAACUCCCGCGGAGUUUGGGGGAUUUUGCUGGCGCUCUUAUUUGCGUCGAGCGCUCUUGAGGUGGGCGCGUACAGCUGUCAUGAGGUGAGGGCCGCCUUCCAGGUGAGGCAGGUCGGCCCCCUGCAUCGAGUCCCGGAGACACCUGGCACAGAUGUGGAUCUCUUGGUCUGCAAGCACCAGGGUCCUUCUUGCUGCACCCGCAAGAUGGAGGAAAGCUACCAGUUGGCAGUGAAGCGGGAAACCCUCCACAACAUUUACUUGUACAGUUACGAGCUGAAGCACCUGAUCGCUGGCCAUUCGGAUGCCUUCCAGGACAUGUUCCAGUACCUGCUCUCCUUCUCACAAGGACACCUGAGUUCUCUGCUGGAAGGGACCUACGCCCCGCUUUCUCGUCAAGCUUUGCCCCACGUGAACAAACUCUUCUCCUCACUCUCCCUUUAUCUCCGCGGGGCCAACGUGUCAGUGGAGACGACAGUCAACCAUUUUUUUAACAACAUCUUCCCCCUCGUCUAUACGCGACUCAUCAACCCGGGCACGGUAGGCAGCGUGACCGGGGACACGGAAAUGACAGACUGCCUCCGUAUGAUCAGGCAAGACGUCAACCCAUUUGGCCCGCAUCCGGCCGUCAUGGUCAAGGAGCUAUCCGAGGCCAUAAGCGUGGGCCGGCAAUUGGGCCUGUUCCUGGACAAAGGGCUGGAGGUGCUGAACGCCACUGAACACCUGGCCUUGACGAAAGACUGUGUGAAGGCUCUGGUGAAGAUGGUUUACUGCUCCCAUUGCAGAGGCUUGACGCUCAUCAAACCCUGCGUGGGCUUUUGUCUCAAUGUCAUGCGCGGCUGCUUGGCCAGUCUGUCCGAGCUGGAUCGGCCUUGGAGGAGGUAUAGCGACUUGUUGGAACAGCUGACCCACGCCAUGGUGGGCCACCACAGCCUGGAACUGGCGUUGCUGGGAGUACGGGACCACGUGAACGAGGCCUUGCUCUACGCGCAGUUUCACGGUCCGCUCGUCACAGCCACGGUAGACAAGGUGUGUGGCCUGACGACCCGGGCGCCUACCGGCAUGCGGCCUACCGGAGCGGAGGUCACGACCCCCGGCGGGAGCUCAUCGACUCCGCUUCCUUCUGCUGCCCCUUUGGAACCUCUGCCAAAGCAGUGGCUUGGGCAGCUCGCCAAUUUGAGAAGGGACUUCCUGAUGUACCUGCAGCGCUACAAGUCCUUCUACUCAGCGCUCCCGGAGAUGCUGUGUGAAGGAGAGAACGUGGUGGACGAUGCCACAUGCUGGAGUGGAGAUGAGGUGGUGGAGAGUUACACAGGCAGAGUGGUAGGAAAUGGUCUCCAGGCGCAAAGACAAAAUCCAGAGGUCAAAGUUCGCAGCCCCAACCCCUCGCUCGUCGAAAUGAAGGAGAGGCUUGAAAGCUUCAACCAGGAGACCCAAGAGAGAUUCCCAAAUCUGGGCCAGAUGGAGGCCUGGGAGGAGCUGGGCAGCGGCGAGACGGAGGGCAGCAGCGCCGAUUGUGAUGACGAAGACGGAUGUCAAGCCUCGGGAGACGGUCAAGACGCAACCUUACACACAAAAGGCUCCGGUGAAGUUGGAUCCAACGGGCCUGGGUUGGACGCUUCAAAGCAGAACCCAGCCAAGCCCCCUCCGGUACGGGUGAUCGGAGGCUCCCCGUCAAUCUGCCGGCCGGGACCUUGCAGCCUCGCACUGCUCCUUGCUGCACUUUGCUCACAGUGGACCCUAUUCUGAUGUCUCUGGGACUCGGCUACAAGGAAGUGCAUAGUGACUUUAACAUCCAACCCACACCCACGCACAGACCCACACACACAGACAGACACACAGCAUUUUUCGACUGCUCCAUCUUGUUGGAUGACAAGUGAAACUAUAGACGGCAGAUUGCCCGUCCCGUUGUGGCGCUCGCCGCGUGUUUGCUAAAACCGAUCUCCUGCACGGGCUCCAAACAAAUUCCCCAGCGCACCCUCUGGAUUCAGGAAACGGUGGAGAUGGACACAGCUCGGCCGGCACCGUUCACUCUUAAAGACACACCCUUGGCAUUUUUAGUGAGGACUAUGUAUGUACGAGGGAGGCCUUACACAAUUUACAUACACAUACUACUUUUCUUUGUACCUUUCAUUUUGCCAUGGCAAAGCACUGCAUCGUCUUCCGCCCCCACAGAAAAACUCCUUUGAAAACAUUUCUCCUGUGUGAGGAUUAUGGAAUGCAUGCUAGAUUGAUAAAUCCGUUCCAGGCGUCUGACGACCCAGAACAGCAAAUUUGAUAUCCUCUAAUGACUGUGUAUCUUGGCUCGGAUUAGAAUGUAACGAGUGUGCAGGUGAGCGCCCUCGCACACGUGCAACGAGGUGUUUAUAGUAAGUGACUGUGUAUAGGCAGGCGGAGUGUUCAGCCUAAACCUCUUAGUGCCUGAUGGAGCUUUAUGAGCUGUUAAAAUGGAUUUUGCUCAUCUGCUCUGAAUAUACAGGGAUAAGGAAGGAAGGAAGGAAGGAAGGAAGGAAGGAAGGAAGGAAGGAAGGAAGGAAGGAAGGAAGGAAGGAAGGAAAACAAUGUCAUUUGAUUUUAUGAAUGUUUAGCGUGCAUCCUCUUUUGCGUGUUGGCUUGUGGAAAUGCAUGUUGUCAAAAAAUGUUCAUGCAAGCAGGAUCAGUGUCAAAAAAAUCACUCUUGGAAUGAUUUGCCCUCAAUACUUAAAGACCCUGUAAGAAUUC